This is a messenger RNA of Mycetomoellerius zeteki, 466 nucleotides long. It is a transcript of the gene Atox1, whose product is annotated as Antioxidant 1 copper chaperone. Gene Ontology annotation, molecular function: metal ion binding; copper chaperone activity. The transcript has 3 exons. Gene Ontology annotation, cellular component: cytosol. NCBI's taxonomy places the organism in Eukaryota, Metazoa, Arthropoda, Insecta, Hymenoptera, Formicidae. Gene Ontology annotation, biological process: copper ion transport. The record is from RefSeq and is a predicted model, not a curated record. Bases 172 to 387 code for a protein of 71 amino acids.
CAUUGGCCAGCACUGGCCAGCACAAUAAUUGAUAUCGUUAUCUUUAUCUUAACAGUGAAGCUGCAGAUAAAAUUUCUGCCCUGUUCUUGGUUUUAAUACGAUCCUACUACAUCACCUGAUUUGGCAAUUGACACGUCGAAUCUACGGACUCCUUGAAAACAUAUUGUUAUUAUGGCAGCUCAGGUACACGAAUUCAACGUCGACAUGACGUGCGAGGGAUGCUCGACGGCUGUCCAGAAUGUCCUCAAGAAAAAAGCAGGUAUCGAUGACAUCAAAAUAGAUUUACCAGAGAAGAAGGUAUUCGUGACCACUGCGCUCAAUUCGAAUGAGAUUUUAGAAACGCUCAAGAAAACAGGAAAAACUUGCCAGUUUUUACAGACUCAUUAAGGAAAUUAAUAAGGGAGUGAUUUAUGUGACGUGAUUGUAACAGGUGCUGCUAAAUAUAUCAGGCAUACAUUGUAACAGA